GGGAUCACGCGACAAGUCGGCAGCAGGUCGGCAGAUACGGCGUGUCCCUUUGGUGGGGAGUCGGGGGCAGUGACACUACAGUUGCGCCGAUCAUUUAGAAACCUCCCGUCUUCUCCUUGGACUAGCGUUUCGUCGGCAGCUUCCAGAAAGCUGGCCCAGUUUCUUGGCCCCCUGCGAAUCCGCAGGGCUGCGCGCUCAAGGCUGAAUCGGCGCUUGCUCAAAAGUUGAUCCGACAGUUGGUCCAGGUGUCUUCGGUCAGCAGCUUCGUAUUCAUCGCAUUGGUACGCUUACGCUUCGGGUGAUACAGGCCUCGGAAGAAGUCAGCGCAUGCCACAUUCGUCUGUCAAUGCCCCCCCUAUGAUCAAUGUUGGCGGUGGGUUGAAUGAGCUGCACUUCGACCACGGUCUCCCCCGCGCGUGCCAGCUUUGAGAUUGGGGCAGCAGGGAAGUGUCCACUACUUGUUUCCCCCGACCGUAAGUCGGUUGUGUGGAAGGGGCGGCAUGGGCGCACGCACACCACCUCGCCUCGGUCCUGCAGGCCCGAGGUGCCUGGGGCAGAGGGGGAUGGGGAGGGGCGGAUCCUCGCGCGCCGAGCGCCCCUCGGGGUCGGCGGGCUACUGCAGCGGCCACGGCUCCUGCGCUGCCUGCCGAAGCGCCCCCGGGUGCUUCUGGUGCAACCAGAUCGGGAUGACGCCCUACAGCACAGGCCUGUGCCUUCCCGCUGGGACGCCCGCCAGCUGCACGUGGAUGGCUCCCAACUGCGGCUCGGGCUGGCCAUGGUGGUGGUGGUGGAUCCGGUGGCCCAUUCGCAUCUGGGUCAGGGCGGACCACUUGGUGGCCUUCACGGGAGACGAAUUAGUGAAGAAUGCUUUCGUGCGCUCCGCGAGCCGGAUGUCCCAGAUGGUUGCCCUCCCGGCCAGCGCCGACGUAAGCGUCGAGUUGGUUCAUGUUGAGAAGGGAGCUCGUCACGUGGGCGCCUCGGCCGAAAGUCUGCACCGCACGCUGGCGCUGCUGAAGGAGGAGCCCGUGACGGAUGAUAUGGACGAGGUUGAGGUGACCUACUCGGUGCGCGUCCCGGGUGACGAGAGCGGCUUCGGGCAGGAGCAGGCCGACUCUCUCGUGGCCGAGUUGCAGAAGGUCUCCCCGGAGGAGUAUACGAGGACUUUUCUGGAGGAGCUCGAGCAGCUCGCCACUGGGCACUCGGCGCCCUUCGGCGUGGAGACGGUGACCGGCUUCUCCACGACCGCAUCCGUGACCACCGCGACGGCGUCGCCGACGGCGUCCCCCACGCCGAGUCCGACGCCGAGUCCGUCGCCGAGUCCGACGAGGAGCCCGACAGUGAACCAGGACUUCUUCACGUAUGCCGGCGUGACCGUCUACACCCGGCUCGCAGUCGGUGCUGACCCUGACGGGGAGCGCCCGUGGAUGAUGGUGCUGCAGGGCGAUGCUUCGGACAAGGAGCUGAAGCAGAUUAGCCAAGAGUUCUCGAACGGGGUGCAGACCUAUCCAGAUAUGGGCCAGGUGCCGUUCGUGUUUGGCAGUUUGACAGAAGAUGGUCUGAGGGCGCUGCUGGACAAGUACCCAGGCCGUGUAAAGUCUGUCCAAGAGGACCAGUUCAUGAAGAUGGUCGACGACCCCGAGCUCACCAAUGGAAAAGACAGACAAUCGGACCGGCGGACAUACCCAUGGGGCAUCCAGUACGUCCAAGCGGACGUGGUCCGGGGGCGGGGCGUAGGGGUGCAUGCGUACGUGCUGGACACUGGCAUUCGCAUUACCCACAACGAGUUCGGCGGCCGGGCCUUCGCUGGAGUGGACCUGACAACCCCAGAAACGUAUCCCGGCACCCUCACAGUGUGUUCGCCCACCAGCACAACAUGUGCCAACGACGUACAUGGGCACGGCAGCCAUUGCUCAGGCACCGUGGGGUCCUCAUCAUAUGGUGUCGCGGAUGGCGCGAGCAUCUGGUCCAUGAAGGUCCUGAACAAUGCUGGCUCCGGCUGGACAACAUGGAUGGUUAUGGCCGAGCAAUGGAUUCUGUCGUCUGGGAACAGGCCAGCAGUGGUCAGCGCAAGUAUCCAAGUCGGGCCCAACUGGAAUGAUGCGCCGUGGCAGGCUUCGACCGACGCCCUUGUAGCCGAUGGCGUGGUCGUUGUGGUGGCUGCAGGGAACUCAAACCAAGACGCGUGCACCUGGACUCCAGCUUUUAUUCCCAACGCGAUCACUGUAGCAGCGUUUGGAGGGACUUCGGGCAGCUCGUGGGACAGGUCUGGGUACAGCAACUGGGGCUCAUGCAUUGAUGUAUAUGCUCCGGGCACGAACAUCCUGUCAGUGGGCCCAUCCAGUGACACCCACACCUACUACAACACAGGCACGUCCAUGGCCUGUCCACACGUUUCCGGGCUAGCGGCCAGAAUGUUCGAGGCUUACCCUACGGCGGGGUCCAUGACCGCCGCACAGAGGUGGGAUCUCCUGAUGGCCAAUAACUGCACUGGGUGUGUGACCAAUGACGCGACCCCCACUCCUACUGUCAACCUGGUGCCCUACGCCAUCCCAGCGAACCCGUGCUCUGUCACCGACGGAUCGGGGCCGAGCGCGAGCUACCCGUGCGACUGCGGCACCAACAUAUGUUCGGCCAGCGAGGUUUGCACCAGCAGCACAAAUACCUGCGCUGGCGCACCCCCGACGAUUGCUCCUACAGCAACCCCAACUCCCUCGCCGACUUCAUCGCCUUCAGGUGCGCCCACGCCAUUGCCUACGUCCUCGCCGACGCCCUCGCCAUCUCCCUCGCCAACGCCCUCGCCCACGCCGUCGCCCUCGGCCGGACCAACGCCUUUGCCCACGCCCUCGCCAACGCCCUCGCCUACGUCCUCGCCGACGCCAUUGCCCACGCCCUCGCCGACGCCCUUGCCUACGGCGUCGCCCUCGCCCUCGCCUACGCCCUCGCCGACGCCCUCGCCCACGCCCUCGCCCUCGCCCUCGCCUACGCCGUCGCCCACAGGUGCGCCUACGCCAGUGCCUACGCCCUCGCCCACGGCCUCGCCGACGCCCUCGCCGACGCUCUCGCCCACGCCGUCCCCUUCCCCCGGGCCCACGCCCUCGCCCACGCCCUCGCCGACGUCCUCGCCAACGCCCUCGCCCUCGCCCUCGCCAACGCCGUCGCUAACAGGUGCGCCUACGUCAGUGCCCUCGCCCUCGCCGACGCCCUCGCCGACGCCCUCGCCGACGCCCUCGCCGACGCCAUCGCCGACGCCGACGGCCAACUUUUGCGCAGGCGUGACCAGCACCUCCUGCUCCGACUGCGCGGCGGCACCUGGGUGCUUCUGGUGCAACCAGCUCGGGAUGACUCCUUACAGCAUCGGCAUGUGCAUUCCCGCUGGGAUGCCCGCCAGCUGCACCCCGAUGAAUCCGCCCUGCGGAUACGCGGGGCCUCCAUGGUGGUGGGUCAUCGCGGGCAGGUACAAUUUAGGGUCUGGAGGGACUACGUGGAUAGGUUCAUCGGACACAGCAUGGUGCGAACGGCUCUCGAGGGCUCCAUCCGCGAGAGAGCUGGGUUGAAUGCGCCGCUGCCGGCUGGCUCGGGUACUGUCGAGCCCGUAAUAGUUAUCGAGCUCACUAAGAUCGGUGGUCGGCGGGCUGGACAUGAAGCUGGGUUGGGAGGUGGCCACAGCCUGCUGUCGGCUGACCAGACCGAGGUCGAGGUGAGUUAUUCCGUGUCCGUUCAGUCUGAUGUGGAUGGCGGCGAGCAAACAGCUGACUCGAUCAGGGAUGUGAUGGCGCAGGUCCGGGCGGAGGACUUCACAAGCAGCUUCGUGUCGCAGCUCGAGCAGACCGAGCCCGGGGCCGCGGCGACCGCCGGCGUGCAAGCGGUUGCCAGCUCCGCCUCGGCCCCCGCGGUGACCGUUUCGGCGGCGUCUGCGAUUCCGACGCCGAGCCCGACGCCGAGCCCGCCGAGCCCGCCGAGCCCGAGUCCGACCCCGAGUCCCACCUGGGCCCCUGCUCCCGUGUCUGCGAAGGGAGACCCUCACUUGGUCAACAUGUUCGGCCAGCGGUUCGACCUCAUGCAGCCCGGGGUGCACUCGCUGGUCCACAUUCCCAAGCACUCCCAGGCGCUGCGCACCCUGCUCGACAUCAAGGCGGAUGUCCGCAGGAUCGGGCAGGUGUGCUCAGACAUGUACGUCCAGGCGAUCAACGUGACAGGUGCGUGG
Molecule: messenger RNA, 4204 nt
Organism: Prorocentrum cordatum
Lineage: Eukaryota; Dinophyceae; Prorocentrales; Prorocentraceae
Source: the annotation of a GenBank genome assembly